Molecule: messenger RNA, 978 nt
Organism: Stylophora pistillata
Lineage: Eukaryota; Metazoa; Cnidaria; Anthozoa; Scleractinia; Pocilloporidae
Product: adenosine receptor A3-like
Biological process (GO): G protein-coupled receptor signaling pathway
Cellular component (GO): membrane
Molecular function (GO): G protein-coupled receptor activity
Source: RefSeq, a predicted model, not a curated record
AUGUCGACAUCGUUUUUAAACUUAACUGGAGACGAACAGCGGAAAACACUCGGACAAUUAAUCUGCUCGGCUGUAGUAACAAACGCAAUACCUUACCAAGUAGUAUAUAUCGCAGCGGUUAAUGUAUUUCUGUCCAUUACUGCAAUUCUGGAAAAUACUCUGAUACUCUUUGCCUUACACAAGGAGUCUUCGCUGCAUCCGCCAUCCAAACUUCUCCUCCGAAGCUUAGCAACGACCGAUUUGUGUGUGGGGCUCAUUGCCCAACCUGUGUAUGCCAGCUAUCAGAUAAGUCUCGCACAGGGACACUGGUCUGUUUGUCGCUUCAAAUUCGACGUAAGUUUUUUAGCUGGUUAUGUACUAUGUUCAAUGUCUUUGUUGACAAUAGCUGCAAUAAGCGUGGACAGACUUGCCGCCUUGUCUUUGGGCAUCAGGUAUCGACAAGUUGUAACUUUGAAACGAGCUCAUAUUUUUGUCGGUUCCUUUUGGGUCGUAUCCCUUUGCGCCGCAGGGAUCUACUUCUGGAACUACCUGCUAACAACAUCGUAUUGUUACAUAUUGAUAUCAGUUUGUUUAGGGACAUCUGUGGUCUCCUAUACCAAGAUUUUCUUGGUUCUCCGUCGUCAACAAACUCAGAUAGAGAAUCAGAGCAAUCAGGACCAAACCAUAAGUCCUUUGAACAUGGCUCGGUACAAAAAGGCAGUAAACAGUGCAUUGUGGCUGCAAGCUGCAUUAACCAUUUGUUAUAUGCCUCACGGUGUCGUGGAAGCGUUGCUGACAUUUUUGGGAACAACUUGGUAUUUCGUUUUAGCACGAAAUUUUACAGCAUCUUUAGUUUUCAUGAAUUCAUCGUUAAAUCCGAUUCUUCAUUGCUGGAAAAUUAAAGAAGUGAGACAAUCUGUACAGGGGACAGUUCAACAACUUUAUUCUUUGUUGAAAAGUCCGUUCAGUUCUCGUGUGGAAUCUACGAAUUCCAAUUAA